This is a messenger RNA of Fusarium sp. VM40, 552 nucleotides long. Lineage: Eukaryota; Fungi; Ascomycota; Sordariomycetes; Hypocreales; Nectriaceae. The record is from the annotation of a GenBank genome assembly.
AUGCCUUCUGCAAAUACCACUGUACCCGAUGACACUCGUGCUGUUGACAGUGUCACCGCGGCCAAGUCACUCCAGACCUCGGAGGAGUUGGUUAACGCUCUUCAGGCCACCCACACUGCGCCACUCUGGGCCCAGAUGCAACGUCUGAACCCACCAGCGCCCAAUCCCCAGACCGUCCCUCACGUUUGGUCUUAUGAUCGUAUCAGGCCAUUUCUUCUCAAGGCAGGACAGCUGGUUACAGAAAAGCAAGCUGAGCGUCGCGUCUUGAUGCUUGAGAACCCAGGUCGAGCGGCACCUUACACAACCGAUACCUUGUAUGCCGGUCUCCAGUUGGUGCAACCCAAGGAAACUGCACCCGCACACAGGCACACAGCUUUUGCUUGUCGAUUUAUCAUCGAGGGUCAUGGAGGGUUCACGGCAGUCCAUGGCAAGAGAGUCCCCAUGAAGGCUCGGGAUCUCAUAGUUACUCCCACAUGGAACUGGCACGACCAUGGCAAGAAAGGCGCUGACGAGGAGGGUGGAGAUGACCAACCUGCCAUCUGGCUCGAUUGA